This is a messenger RNA of Tetrahymena thermophila SB210, 1227 nucleotides long. RefSeq names its product ankyrin repeat protein. Lineage: Eukaryota; Ciliophora; Oligohymenophorea; Hymenostomatida; Tetrahymenidae. Gene Ontology annotation, molecular function: protein binding. The record is from RefSeq and is a predicted model, not a curated record. The transcript has 5 exons.
AUUAUUUUAAGUAUAAUUUUAAGCUAAAGAGAAAGUGUAGAGUUAUUUUUAAAUAAGAAGUAAGGUGUAAUAUUAGUAAGAGCUAUCUUGUUUUAAGAUAAGAGUAAAAGCUAAAUCGGUUAUAAAUUAAUUAAACGUUUUUUAAUUGUGGUAGAGAACACUUCAGUGUCUACAUUUAUACAAGAAACUCUUAGGAAUUAUAAAAAUAAACACAAUUCUAUGAAAAAUAAUAAAUCUAAACAAAAUAACUUAAUAUUAAAAUAAAUGAAAGUGAUUUAUAUUUGUGUGCAAAAUGAAGACCUGUAAAGAUUAAAAAUGAUUUAAGAUCUAGAAAAAUACUUUGAUAUGGAAUAUACAGAUUAUGGUUGGAAUAUACUUCACUUAGCAGCAUGGUAUAAAUCAACCAAUGUAAUGAAGUUCAUAUUGCAAAAUCCUAAAGCUGCAGAGCUCGUUAAUUCUAAAGAUAAAAAUCAAGAAACACCUUUGCAUUUGGCAUUUUUUACAUAGGCCAAAGGUUGUAUACAACUAUUAAUGGAACAUGGGGCGGAUUCUCAGUCUUUAAACAUCGUAUAAUAAAUACCUGUUUAAACGAUGAAUGCUCCUAGAGAAAAUUAAAUUAAAACUUUGCUUGACCUUUAAAAAACUUUGACUAAUGAAUCUCAAUUUAAUUCUAUCAGUCCUUACAUAUAAAAGUUAAAAUAAGAAUUGGAUAUGGAAAGAGGGUCUACAACAGUCCCACAAGAUUUUAUGAGCAAAAUAAAAAUUGAAAAUUUUUCUGGUGCAAAGGUUGAUAAUUAAAUUAUGGAUGAAGAUGACUAGUUUAUCAAUUCUAAUUUACAUUCGUAGUAAGGAUAAAUUAAAGAUUAAAAUAUUUUAUCAUUUUAAUCUGCUGCUAAUUAAUACAAUGAAGAUAUAGCCGUAUUCAGCUAUUUUGGUUCUUAAUAAAACUUAAACUACUAGUAAUAAUAACCAAAACUUGAGUAAUUAAUUAGCGAUAAUAAAAAAAAUAAAGGAGAAGAUGUUGAUUUAGAAGAAUAAAAAGAUGAAACAGAUACUAUAGAGAAUUAUAAAAUGUAAACAAACAAAAAUUAAACCUCUUCUAAAUAAAUAUAAAUAAAGAAAAAUAUGGAAGAAUCAGAUAUAUAAGACGAGCAAAAAUAAAUAAAUAUAAACUACUUUUAGUCUAGGAUAAGAAAGUUUACUAAUGAAUCUUUAACAAAUAUUUGA